GCUCUAGUCUACAUUAAUCGGUGACCUCAUGGCACCACACCUCAUCAGUCACGCCACCAGAGCAUCUGACUCUGACGACUGACUGUAGCUGAGCCGUCACCCCCUUCACCUGGGCAGGUGAUUGGUAACAGGGCUCCUCUUGGCCCUCUGGGCUAAGCCAUCUGUGCGUCAUGUGCUUACUAUUCCACUUUCAUUGCCAAGAUAUACAGCAGCUUGUGCCUGCACAAUAUCAGCAUGGAGAUUGUGGUGGUGCCUGACUGCCUGUUUAAAGAGAGCCUUCUUUAGACACACAUUGUUCUAUUCACGACGUUGUUCUCUCUCUCUCAAUUUGCCUGUCUGACUGAGACUUUCUUCUCCCUCUAGUCUUUAAGACGACAGAGGCAGAAGUACAUGGCACCUAAUACCAGCUAAGAGGAAGAGGCAGGCCUUUGAAGUAAAUUGGCUGUAAUUUGCAAGGAGGAUCUACAAGGUUUCCUGUUGUUAAUGGAGACGGGAUGUUUGUUUGUCUUGCCUGGCCUGAGUCGGUGCCCGGAGAGUUGAGCGAGAGCGUUUCACAGGACGCCAGUACGCCUUAAUCCUUACACUUCAUCAGACCAGUUGGUUCAGGGGAGGGGGGCAUGUUCUUUUUUUUAAAGAGCAAUAUGCAAUUAGGCUUAAAAUGGUUAGAAUUAGAUUGUAGGUCCUUUAAGAUAUUUACGUAAUGCUAUCAGUGAAGGCAAGAUGGAGUUCCUGUCAUCAGCAAAGCGAUUCAGGAGGGGAGGGACUGCGGGGAAGCCGUGAGGACACCAUGCUUCCUCUGGGCACCCUCAGGCCUUCUCUGGCCCGUAAUCGCUUUAACUGGAACAUUAACUUGGCGGGGUGGAAGCUCAGAAACGGUGGAGCUAGGUCAUUUUACUGAACCUGAUACACUUGCUGGAGAGUCUUCUUUUGCAUGAAGUUGUUGAGGUUGAGGAAUUAUCGACUACUCUGAGAGACCCUGUCGUUUAUAUUGAUUAUGUGGAAGUCGUUCUUUGCACGUGUCUGUGAAAUGUCAAACAGUGAGCUGUAUGCCUUCUAGUAUGGCUGCUAAAUCCCACCCGCCCCUGAUGAAGAAACACAGUCAGACAGACCUGGUGAGCCGGCUCAAGACGCGCAAGAUCCUCGGCGUGGGCGGUGAGGACGAUGAUGGAGAGGUGCACAGGUCAAAGAUCAGUCAGAUGCUGGGGAACGAGAUUAAGUUUGCUCUGCGGGAGCCCGUGGGACUGAGGUUAUGGAUCCUGUUCUCUGCGGUGGGCUUCACGGCCGUGGCUCUCAUGGCUCUGGCGUUCCCCAGUCAGCUGUAUGAAGUGGUGUUUGAAGAGGAGCAAACAGCCACCAGCAUCUCCAUACGCCUCUUCGGGGGAGCACUGCUCAGUCUCUCCCUCAUCAUGUGGAAUGGUCUAUACACUAUUGAGAAGGUUAUUCUUCAGUGGACCCUGCUGAGCGAGGCCUGUUACUUUGCCAUCCAGUUUGUAGUAACCUGCGCGACUCUUUUUGAGCUGGGCCUCUUCUCCAACUCUGCCAUCCUCCUCCUCCUCAGUCGCCUGCUCUUCCUCACAGUCACCCUGUCCUACUACUACCACUUGGGCCGCCGCAACAGGAAGAUGUGCUAGAGGAGAGAGAGAGUGAGAGCGCAAGAGAUAGAGCGAGUGAGAGAGAGCGUGUGUGUGAGAGAGAAAACGGGAGCUGGCGCCACACCAUGGCCUGCAGGAUCACCGCACGGCAACCUCCCCGUGGAUGGAAGUUGUCGAACCCUAGAGCUCACCCUCUCCAAGCAUCACAAUCCAAGUACCCACCAGGACCCCACCACCCACGCCUUGUUGGAAAUUAGAAUAGCACAGUACACAGCACACAGUACAAUCUCCUGCCUUUUUACAACACCUCUGCUCCACUUGGAAUGGGGAACAAUUGUUUUUGUGUACACACUACACUGCACUACACACAGUAAAAUUAAAGUACAAGGUUUUAUUUUGACUUGA
Messenger RNA from Engraulis encrasicolus (European anchovy), 1997 nucleotides. It is a transcript of the gene tp53i11b, whose product is annotated as tumor protein p53 inducible protein 11b. The transcript is spliced from 7 exons. Lineage: Eukaryota; Metazoa; Chordata; Actinopteri; Clupeiformes; Engraulidae. Bases 1047 to 1631 code for a protein of 194 amino acids. The record is from RefSeq and is a predicted model, not a curated record.